Molecule: messenger RNA, 5165 nt
Organism: Carlito syrichta (Philippine tarsier)
Lineage: Eukaryota; Metazoa; Chordata; Mammalia; Primates; Tarsiidae
Gene: TAOK2
Product: TAO kinase 2
Exons: 16
Coding region: 1017-4727 (1236 amino acids)
Biological process (GO): protein phosphorylation
Molecular function (GO): ATP binding; protein kinase activity
Source: RefSeq, a predicted model, not a curated record
AGUCGUCGGAUCGCACGCGGGGCUCCACCCCCUGUAGCCUAGCCCUUCUCGCCGCCUCCUCCCACGCAGAGUCCGCGUGGCGGGGCGCGCGCGCACUCGGUCAGGCUCGGAGACUGCUAGUCUACCGGGCCGCGGCAGUAGGGAGAGAGGGCGGGGCUGUUUCCUUUGGGGCCCCGCCCCCUUUGGUCCGGCGUCCCUACCGCGCCUGCGCGCUCCCGCCCGGUCUCCAUCUUGGAAUUGGGAGGAAGAGGGAGAGGGAGAGGGAGACCGGGACGAGGUUGGGGCUGUGGUGCGGAGAGAGGCUGAAACGAAGAGGAGAGGGAGAGAGGGCGCGGGGACCGUCAGCAGCUCCUUAGCUACAAUCUUUCAGCUAUUCUCGGAAAAGAGAAGGGGAGAGGGAGGAGGUCGGGGCGGGAGUGGGGGCUGUCACCUUUGGACCCCGGCGUGAGAGGGGCCGUGCGGCCGGACGUCCUCGCGGUGGGCCCCCUGUCGGUGGCCGAAGACCUGGGGCUCAGGCCCCCUGGGUCCCAAAUUUCCGGGCUUUGCCCCUCCCUUCUCAAAUACCCAGGUAUCAGUCCUCAUAUUCCAGAUAUCUGGGACUCGGGUCCCAACCUCUUUAAACCUGGGUCUGUGUUUCUUAGGAUUUCAAAUAUCUGGGGUUCAGGCCCCUGCGUGCACCAGUAUCCGGGGUUCAUCCCCCAGGCCUUCAAAUAUUGGAUUCAUUUUUCCCUCCGUUGAGAUAUUCGGGGUUCAGCAACUGUCGCCCUCGAAGAGGGGGAGGACUGGACCGCGAGGUCAGAUUAGGCUGUCACCCCCUCCCCUCCAGUGGAGGCUUCCCGGGCCCGCCCCUCAGGAAGGGCGAAAGCUGAGGAAGAGGUGGCAAGGGGAAAGGUCUCCUUGCCCCUCUCCCUGCUUGGCAGAGCCGCUGGAGGACCCCAGGCGGAAGCGGAGGCGCUGGGGCAUCAUAGUGACCCCUACCAGGCCAGGCCCCACUCUCAGGGCCCCCGGGGGCCACCAUGCCAGCUGGGGGCCGGGCCGGGAGCCUGAAGGACCCUGAUGUGGCUGAACUCUUCUUCAAGGAUGACCCUGAAAAACUCUUCUCUGACCUUCGGGAAAUUGGCCAUGGCAGCUUUGGAGCCGUGUACUUCGCCCGGGAUGUCCGGAAUAGCGAGGUGGUGGCCAUCAAGAAGAUGUCCUACAGUGGGAAGCAAUCGAAUGAGAAGUGGCAGGACAUCAUCAAGGAGGUGCGGUUCUUACAGAAGCUCCGGCAUCCCAAUACCAUUCAGUACCGGGGCUGUUACCUGAGGGAGCACACAGCUUGGCUGGUGAUGGAGUAUUGCCUGGGCUCAGCUUCUGACCUUCUAGAAGUGCAUAAGAAGCCCCUUCAGGAGGUAGAGAUUGCAGCUGUGACCCAUGGGGCGCUUCAGGGCCUGGCAUAUCUGCACUCCCACAACAUGAUCCAUAGGGAUGUGAAGGCUGGAAACAUCUUGCUGUCAGAGCCAGGGUUGGUGAAACUGGGGGACUUUGGCUCUGCAUCCAUCAUGGCACCCGCCAACUCCUUCGUGGGCACCCCUUACUGGAUGGCACCCGAGGUGAUCCUGGCAAUGGAUGAGGGGCAGUAUGAUGGCAAAGUGGAUGUCUGGUCCUUGGGGAUAACCUGCAUCGAGCUGGCGGAACGGAAACCACCACUGUUUAACAUGAAUGCGAUGAGUGCCUUAUACCACAUUGCACAGAAUGAGUCCCCCGUGCUCCAGUCAGGACACUGGUCUGAUUACUUCCGGAAUUUUGUUGACUCCUGUCUUCAGAAAAUCCCUCAAGACAGACCAACCUCUGAGGUUCUUCUAAAGCACCGCUUUGUGCUCCGGGAGCGGCCUCCCACAGUCAUCAUGGACCUAAUCCAGAGAACCAAGGAUGCUGUGCGGGAACUAGACAACCUGCAGUACCGCAAGAUGAAGAAGAUCCUGUUCCAAGAGGCACCCAAUGGCCCUGGCACUGAGGCCCCAGAGGAGGAAGAGGAGGCGGAGCCCUACAUGCAUCGGGCUGGGACACUGACCAGCCUAGAGAGUAGCCACUCAGUGCCCAGCAUGUCCAUCAGUGCCUCCAGCCAGAGCAGCUCAGUCAACAGUCUAGCAGAUGCCUCAGACAACGAGGAGGAAGAGGAGGAGGAGGAGGAAGAGGAGGAAGAGGAAGAAGGCCCUGAAGCUCGGGAGAUGGCUAUGAUGCAGGAAGGAGAGCACACAGUCACCUCUCACAGCUCCAUCAUUCACCGGCUGCCGGGUUCUGACAACCUGUAUGAUGAUCCCUACCAGCCAGAGAUUACCCCAGGCCCUCUCCAGCCACCUGCAGCCCCAGCUCCCACCUCUACCACGUCCUCUGCCCGCCGCCGGGCCUACUGCCGCAACCGGGACCACUUUGCCACUAUCCGUACUGCUUCCCUAGUCAGCCGUCAGAUCCAGGAACAUGAGCAGGACUCAGCGUUGCGGGAGCAACUGAGUGGCUAUAAGCGGAUGCGACGACAGCACCAGAAGCAGCUGCUGGCCCUGGAGUCGCGGCUGAGGGGUGAACGUGAGGAGCAUAGUGCACGGCUGCAGCGGGAGCUUGAGGCACAGCGGGCCGGCUUUGGUGCUGAGGCAGAAAAGCUGGCACGUCGGCACCAGGCCAUCGGUGAGAAGGAGGCACGAGCUGCCCAGGCUGAGGAGAGGAAGUUCCAGCAGCACAUCCUUGGGCAGCAGAAGAAGGAGCUGGCUGCCCUGCUGGAGGCACAGAAGCGGACCUACAAACUUAGGAAGGAGCAGUUAAAGGAGGAGCUUCAGGAGAACCCUAGCACACCCAAGCGGGAGAAGGCUGAGUGGCUUCUACGGCAGAAGGAGCAGCUACAGCAGUGCCAGGCAGAGGAGGAGGCAGGGCUGCUGCGGCGGCAGCGCCAGUACUUCGAGUUGCAGUGUCGCCAGUACAAGCGCAAAAUGCUGCUGGCUCGGCACAGUCUAGACCAGGACCUGCUUCGAGAGGACUUGAACAAGAAACAGACUCAGAAGGACUUGGAGUGCGCGUUGCUGCUUCGGCAGCAUGAGGCCACACGGGAGCUGGAGCUGCGGCAGCUUCAGGCCGUACAACGCACACGGGCUGAGCUCACUCGCCUGCAGCACCAGACGGAGCUGGGCAACCAGCUGGAGUACAACAAGCGCCGUGAGCAAGAGUUGCGGCAGAAGCAUGCGGCCCAGGUUCGCCAGCAACCCAAGAGCCUCAAAGUACGUGCAGGCCAGCGCCCCCCGGGCCUCCCGCUCCCCAUUCCUGGGGCUCUGGGACUACCCAGCACAGGCACCCCUAGAGAAGAGCAGCCCUGCUCAUCUGGCCAGGAGGCAAUCCUGGACCAAAGAAUGCUGGGAGAGGAGGAGGAAGCAGUUCCAGAGAGAAGGAUUCUGGGAAAGGAAGGGGCCAUCUUGGAGCCAGAGGAGCAGAGGAUUUUGGGGGCAGAAUCAGGAGCUCCUAGUCCCAGUCCACAAAAACAUGGGAAUCUGGUUGAUGAGGAAGUUUGGGGUCUACCUGAGGAGGAGAUAGAGGAACUUAGAGUUCCAUCCCUGGCACCUCAGGAGAGGAGCAUUGUUGGCCAGGAGGAGGCUGAGACGUGGAAGUUGUGGGGGAAAGAGGAUGGGAGCCUUUUGGAUGAGGAAUUUGAGCUUGGCUGGGUCCAGGGCCCAGCACUGACUCCAGUCCCUGAGGAGGAGGAGGAAGAGGAGGAAGGGGCUCCAAUUGGGACCCCUAGGGAUCCUGGAGAUGGCUGUCCCUCCCCAGACAUCCCCCCUGAGCCCCCUCCAACACAUCUGAGGCCUGGCCCUGUUAGCCAACUCCCUGGACUCCUGUCCCAUGGCCUCCUGGCGGGCCUCUCCUUUGCAGUGGGGUCCUCCUCUGGCCUCCUGCCCCUUCUGCUGCUGCUGCUGCUCCCACUGCUGGCAGCCCAAGGUGGAGGUGGCCUGCAGGCAGCACUGUUAGCCCUUGAAGUGGGGUUGGUGGGCCUGGGGGCCUCCUACCUGCUUCUUUGUACAGCUCUGCACCUGCCCCCCAGUCUUUUCCUACUCCUGGCCCAGGGUACUGCCCUGGGCGCUGUCCUGGGCCUGAGCUGGCGCCGAGGCCUUAUGGGUGUGCCUUUGGGCCUUGGAGCUGCCUGGCUUCUAGCUUGGCCAAGCCUGGCUCUACCUCUGGCGGCUAUGGCAGCUGGGGGCAAAUGGGUGCGGCAGCAGGGCCCCCGGAUGCGCCGGGGCAUCUCUCGACUCUGGUUGCGCGUUCUGCUGCGCCUGUCACCCAUGGCCUUCCGAGCCCUACAGGGCUGUGGGGCUGUGGGGGACCGGGGUCUGUUUGCACUCUACCCCAAAACCAACAAGGAUGGCUUCCGCAGCCGCCUACCUGUACCUGGGCCCAGGCGGGGUAAUACUCGCACUACCCAAAACCCAUUAGCCCUGUUGGCAAGGGUUUGGGCCCUGUGCAAGGGCUGGAACUGGCGCCUGGCACGGGCCAGCCAGGGUUUAGCGUCCCGCUUGCCCCCCUGGGCCAUCCACACACUGGUCAGCUGGGGUCUACUUCGGAGUGAACGGCCCAGCCGUAUCCCUCGGCUGCUGCCACGCAACCAGCGCCGGCUAGGGACCCCUGCCUCCCGCCAGCCGCAGCCAGGAACUUUAGCUGGGCGGAGAUCUCGAAACCGCCAAUCCCGAACCCUACCUCCCUGGAGGUAACCAACUCCAGCCCUUCCCCAGCCCAAAUCUAGAGCAUCGAGCACUUUAUUUCCCAAGACUCAGUGAAAUUUCUCCAGUCUCCAGUCUUCUCGUCCCUUUCACCCCGCCUUCAUCAGUAUGCUCCCUCACCCUAAGCCUAGGCCUUCAGAACUCUAGACAGGCAGCCUCCUCCACCAUGGAGUCCAGAAGUUAAACUUUGUGUUCUCCUGACACUCCUCCUCCCUAAGUUAUUGCUGUUCUCCCACUAUGUGUGUGCUCAUCCUCACCCUCAUUGACUCAGGCCUGGGGCCAGGGAGGGGUGGUGGGUGGGAAAAAUCAUGGUUUUUUCUCCUCUUUGAUUUUGUUUUUCUGUCUCCCUUCCAACCUGUCCCCUCCCCCCCACCAAAAAAAGAAAAAGACAAACACAAAUAAAAUAUCUGAGCGGAACUAUACCUUUGG